AACCUAGUCAAGCUGGUUAAUUCAGUUAAAACUAAUGAGAGGGCUGCUAACGUUUUCGAUCCCGACCUCUUGAAGCAUCCUUCCAUUAGUGAACAGAUGAUUAACAUGCUGCAAAUAGGAAUUAGAUGUGUGGCUAAUUCAGCAAAAAAGAGACCUAAAAUAUCUGAAGAGGUGGAGAUGUUGGCGCAUAUAGGCAUAUCGAACCGUGUGAGCCGCUCUUUGAACUCAACAAGCUAGGAAGGAAAACUUGUAUUUCUUGAGGAUGUUAAAGUAGGUCCCGUAUGUGGGAUCGAGAAUUUACUGGAGGCUUCUGCUGCUGAGGUGCUUGGGAAAGGAUCAUUCGGGAAUAGUUACAGGGCAAUACUCGACAAUGGAAGUAUAGUUGUGGUGAAGAGAUUGAAAGAUGUAAAUCCAACAUUCAAGGAUUUUCAGAAGCAUGUGGAGUUAUUUGGAAGAAUGAAUCACACGAAUAUCGGUCGAUUAAAGGCUUUUUACUAUGCAAGAUAUGAAAAGCUUUUGUUGUAUGAUUAUUACACUCAAGGCUGCAUAUCUUCACUACAUGGGAUAAGAGGUGAUGACUUGGUAACCAGAGUCAAGAUUGCUCUUGGAGCAGCAAGAGGUAUCGCUCACGUCCAUGGACAAGAUCAGAAGCUUGUGCUUAUAAACUCCUCCAAUAUUUUUCUCAAUGACCAAAAUCAUGCAAUUGUGGCCUUUGAUGCUGGAUUGGCAAAUCUGGUAAGUCCCGAGAGGUUGCCACGUGUACUAGAUUCGGUCUAUUGUGCCCUGGAAGUGAAAAACGCGGGGAGAGUGUCACAGGCUUCUGAUGUUUAUUGCUUUGGAGUUGUGCUGCUUGAACUUUUUUACGGAGAAUCAUCUCAAGAUUUUUCAUCACUAUCUGAGCUGGUGGAUGUCGCUUGUCUGAGGUACGGAUAUGAGCAGGCGCUGGCACUAGUGUUGCAGAUGGCAGCGGGUUGUGUUGGCACAGCCGUGGAACGUAGGCCUACGAUAUUUGAAGUAGUGAAGGUGUUGGAGGAAAUUGAAUGCUCAUCUGUUCAAUCAAGAUUGGAAUCCUUAUUGGAGAAUCUGCUGCCCAUGCUAUCACCAUAAUCCAUGGAGUAUUUUCUUCGAUUUUCUUUCAUCCGCUUCACGAUUAUUUUUUUGGUGAAUCUGUUGCUCAUGGUACAGAGUUACCGGGCAUGAGGAAUUCCGGAUAGAAGAACGGCCAUCGAGACUCCAAAAGAGAGCUGA
Messenger RNA from Salvia hispanica, 1248 nucleotides. The record is from RefSeq and is a predicted model, not a curated record. Lineage: Eukaryota; Viridiplantae; Streptophyta; Magnoliopsida; Lamiales; Lamiaceae.